CUCUCUCUAAAAACUCUCCCCUCCAACGCAGCGAACCAGCAAAUGUUCUUGUUAUAAUAAGAAUCUAAGAAUCGAUAAAUUGAUUCUCUCUAAAGCUAAACAUAAUCUUCUGAAUUUGAUUUUCUUGAGAGAGAACGUGAGAAGAAAAGAAAAUUCCUCUGAAAUGUCUCUGUUGUAUACACUUUUCAUUCCUGAAGAAUUCAAAGUCGAAGAAGGAGAGUGGGAAAAAGAGAGAUAAAAAGAAGAUCAAAUCAAAUAACAAGCCAAAGAAGCGAAGCAGGGGCAGAUAAAUAGAUACAACAAAUUGGAUAAAUUUCCUUCUGCUUCUGCUGGGUUUUGGCCAUGUCUGCAACAGUGAUCAGCGAUCCGAUGGCGUUGUCCGCAACAGAAUCACAGCCAGUUGCAGCGAAAAUGGCAGCUGAGAUCGAAAUCGAGUCGGCGAAAUGCGAUUGUUGCGGAUUGACGGAGGAGUGCACAUUGGGGUACAUAGAUCGAAUUCGAGAGCGAUAUCACGGGAAAUGGAUCUGUGGGCUGUGUUCGGAGGCUGUGAAAGACGAGAUGGUGAGAUUCGAGAGGCUGAUCAGCACAGAGGAGGCCUUGAAUAAGCACAUGAACUUCUGCAAGAAUUUCAAAUCAGAAAGUCCGCCUUCGGAUCCGACGGCUCACCUGAUCUCUUCGAUCAGACAGAUUCUGAGGCGAAGUCUGGAUUCUCCGAGAUCGUUGAGGUCGAUUCCGAGCAGUCCUCGGAUAAGAGACGGUGAGAUUGACGGAGUGUUGCGUACUCGAUCGGAAAGUUUUAUUCCUACUCUGUCUCUGGUGGAUUCAUCGUCAUAUCAUAUCAACAGCAAGAGCAAGAAAGAAGACAAUGAGUGAAAAAUCAAAUAGAAAGAGAAGGUUGUAAGUUUUUAACUUUCAUAUCACUCGUUGAAAUGAAUUAAAAAAUAAAAAUAAAAAAUAGGUGCUUUGUUUAGUUGUGAGGGUCAGUACAGAGCGAUUUAUUCUUAUUAUUUUUUCAUGAUUUUUUUUUUUUUUAGUAUAUAUUUGCGUCUGUAAUUGUGUAUAUAUGCAUGUGCUUAUAUAUUUACAUAUUUGUCUAUA
Cornus florida is the source of this 1098-nucleotide messenger RNA. RefSeq lists its product as uncharacterized. The coding region runs from base 343 to 873 and encodes 176 amino acids. The transcript is spliced from 2 exons. The record is from RefSeq and is a predicted model, not a curated record. NCBI's taxonomy places the organism in Eukaryota, Viridiplantae, Streptophyta, Magnoliopsida, Cornales, Cornaceae.